AUGGCGUGGUAUAUCCCGGCGCAGGAGGCGCUUCCCUCGGGCCGGUCGCGCCCGCCGCCCCCAGCCCGUCUCUUCCGUGGCGCUGAGAGAGGAGCAGGGGCGCGCCCGCCGCUCCCUCUCUUUGUGUGCGAGCGAGGCAGGGAGCGCGCGCGGGCGGGCCCGAGACACAGCGCGGAGGGCGCGGAGCAGCGUGAGGCCGGGGAGCGGCGCGGGUGGGCAGGCGGCGGUUCCGAGCGCGCCGCGGGGGCGGGAGAAGGUGGAGGGAAGGAGGCAGCAGGACCCCCGCCCCCAGGUAGGCUGGCUCGGAAAGUUUGGGGCGAGGUACCGGGGCGGCUCCGCUGCGCGCCCCGCAGGCCCCGCGGCGCAGAAGCGCCCCCGCGGGGAAGCCCCAACUUGGGGCCGAACCUUGCGGCUUCCCCCGUUCCGGGCGGCGCGGGGAGCCAGGGCCGCUCCGUCCUGCCCCGCCGCGCUGCGGGCGCGCGGUCCGGCCGGGCCCGGCCUCCCCCGGGCGGCAGGAAGGGCUGGCGCUGCCCUCCCCCCCGCCCGACCCGGCCUGGCCUGGCCCGGCCCGGCCCGGGACGGCCCUUGGCGGAGGGGCGGCAGCCGGAGGUGGCGGGCCGGCCGCCCGCCGCCGCAUCCCCCGCCAGAGCCGUCAGGUCGGUGCUCAAGGAGCAGCUGGGUCCGCGCGUCCCGGCCGACACAAUGGGCUUUAUCCCGCAGAGAGAUCUUGGGCUGCGAUUCCCACCCCGAGUUUCGGAUUCGUGUCACACGCCGGCGAGGCCCCGCGUUAAUGGAAACUCUCUGUGUCUCUGCAGAUGGCUUUCCGGAUACCGAGAUCCGCGCUGGGGAUAA
Messenger RNA from Lonchura striata (white-rumped munia), 852 nucleotides. The record is from RefSeq and is a predicted model, not a curated record. NCBI's taxonomy places the organism in Eukaryota, Metazoa, Chordata, Aves, Passeriformes, Estrildidae.